Sarcophilus harrisii (Tasmanian devil) is the source of this 2798-nucleotide messenger RNA. RefSeq names its product leucine rich adaptor protein 1 (gene LURAP1). Lineage: Eukaryota; Metazoa; Chordata; Mammalia; Dasyuromorphia; Dasyuridae. The record is from RefSeq and is a predicted model, not a curated record. The coding region runs from base 119 to 853 and encodes 244 amino acids. The transcript is spliced from 2 exons. Gene Ontology annotation, biological process: positive regulation of canonical NF-kappaB signal transduction; positive regulation of cytokine production.
CUCUCUGCGGCAGGGGCAGAGCCAGGAGGCGGGUGGGAACGAGGCGUCCGGUGGCCCCGCCCCGCAGGGGCAGGGGGGGCGGGGGAAGCGAAGCAUCUUGGGCCCCUCCUGCCCCCGCAUGGAGGGGACCCCGGAGGGCUCGGCGCCCGAUCUGCGGGACGUGGAAGGCAAGGUGGGACGGAAGACGCCCGAGGGGCUGCUCCGCAGCUUGCGGGGCGAGGGAGAGCCGGUCUCGGCGCUGCUACCGCCUCCCCGAGGAGCCGAAGCCGGCCAUGGCCCCGGCCCCGGCCUCGGUCUGGGCGACAAGGUCACGGCGCUCAGGCUGGAGCUGGCUUACCUUCGAGCCACCGACGUGAAGAUCUUGCAGCAGCUGGUCAUGGUGAACGAGGGCAUCGAGGCGGUGCGCUGGCUGCUGGAGGAGCGGGGUGCCCUGGCUAGCCGCUGCAGCAGCCUCACCAGCAGCCAAUACAGCCUGACGGGGGGCAGUCCGGGGGCCUGCUCCCACCGAGGCAGCUGGGAGAGCCUGCCUGACCCUACCCCCACCAGCACCACAGCCGUAGACCGGCUGGACAGCGUCUCCAUCGGCAGCUACCUGGACACGCUGGCCUCAGGGGCUGAGCCCGACGAUGAGGGGCUCCUGGAGGCCGGCCCCCGGCAUACUCCCCCUAGCGUGGCCUGGGCAAAGGCGUCUCCCUCAGAGGAGAGGCCCUGGACAGAGGCCGACUCGGUGUCGGGGGCCAGGUUGGGGCGGAAGCCUCCUGGAGAUGAGGUCCCUGAGGCUGCCAGGACUGGCCUCGGUUAUGGGGCCCACUGGUACUGGGGACAGUGCCAGGACGACGUGACAUUCUUGUAGCAGCCCCACAGGCCUCUGCUCUCUCCCGAGUCUGUCCCCUUUUUCUUAUUCUCCAACUGGGGAGAUAGCUUGGGUUCAGAGAUUCCUUUUGGCUUUAAAUUUCAAUUGAAAAUCUGAAGACUUAGGGAAAGAAAACUAGACCCCAAGAUGUUCCUCAGGCCAGCCUCCCUCUCCCCAACUCUUCCCCAGUAAGAGGCUGUCUCCUAUGUCUCCCUCCUUCGGGAAGACAGCCAGAUGGCAACCUUGGCCUGGUGAAGGCCCUGCCCGACUUAGGAGAGGCUGGUGGGAUGGCCAUCAGAGAAGGAGUAACAUUGCUCGCCCUUCCAAGCCAUUAGAUGGUGGUGGGAGGAGUCGGGGUGGAAGUGCCUCCCCUUUCCCUACAAAGUCAUCUAGAUUUUUGAGUGACAACUCCCCUCUUCCCUGCAUCAGGGAUAGCAUCACACUCUGUGGAGAAGGUAGGAGGCCCCACACCCACCACCUGAGAGCUACUUCUUCCCAUUGACUUAGGAUCAGGAGACCAGACUGGGUCAGCAUCACCUCCUAGUGGUCAGGCUUUUCCUUGGCCUUUCCUGGGAGUGACAGACCCUUCCUUUCCAUGAGCUCUCUGGAGAUUUCCUAUCAGUGUCCUUUCCUCUUGGUCUCCACCUCAUCACUGUUGGGGAAGAACCUUGUGCUAGUAUUCCCCUCGCUCUCUGCUGAUGGGCAGGGCGGAGGUACAGAAUUCUGCCCCAGUGGUUCAGCCUGGGAUGUACCUGAGCUUCCUCUUCUCCCGCCACCCCGUACCCCGAUUGUUGCCAAUUCAUGACCCUUGAUCUCAGUCCAGUCUCAGUGCUUGAGCCUCAGAGUUGGGGGGAGGGAGGGUAAGGUUAUUUGAGGAGAGGGGGAGGGAAGAAGGCCCACAAUACUCAGUUUCAAUAAAGUCCAUUGUUGCCUGAGCCUGUUCUGCCCACAUGGCACCAGCUGCCCACUGCCCUGUCUGUCUUCUGUGCGCCUCCAACUCUGUCUCCCUUUGUCUCGGCUGCCAAGUUGAAGGUUCUUUGUCUACUUUCUCAAAGCUGAGGCUCAUGGGGUGUCUUUAUCUCUGUGAUUCUGGUCCAUUUAACACAUGUCUCUUGUUUUUUAUUCUCUGGUUUGUGUGUGUCUUUGUCUCUGAUUUGUGUGUCCAUUUGUCUCUGUCUAAUGGUUGAAGAACUCUAGGCCCCCCUCAGAAUGGUGGGAUGUCGGGGAGGGCACUACAGAUUGGAGAAAGAACCUCUGUCCAUAAAUUUCCCGUAGUGGCUUGGCAAAAGGUAAACUAAGGCAGGGGGAGAAGCCGAAGCCACGGUGCCCAAGGGAGGAUGGGAAGCCAGGAUUCAGCCUAGAUCUCCUCUCCCUUUGCUUUGAUAGCAAAUGAGGCUAAUUCUGAGUGGAGCUGCCACUGUGGAAGGGGGAAGUGGCCCAGACAAAUCAACUUGUCUUCAUGAUAGAUGGAGGAGAGAAUAAAGGAGACUGCCCUGCCAUAAACUCGGCUCCCAUAAAGCUUGACAGACUCCAGAGCCUCAGCACACAGGAGACGUCCUGACAUCCAGUCAUCAGACGCAGCUGAUGGGCCAGUGGAUAGAGCACAAAUUCAGCCUCAGAUACUGAUUAGCUUUGUGAGCCUGGGCAAGUCUUUUCAUUCCUGCCUCAGUUUCCUUCCCUGUAAAAUAUAAUCAUUGCACCUACCACCCAGGGCUGUUGUGAGGAUCAAAUGAGAUAUUAACUAUGGCAAGCACUUGCACGAGAGCUUUCCCUUUCCCCUCACUUUCCUACCCUGUUAUGACUGGCAGGGGGAUUUCUUUCCCGGGUUCUGACCUCCACUGUUGCUCCCUCUGUGGCCCAGCCAGGCCGCCGGGGCGGUGACUGCUGUUCCCACUGUGGCCCAGCCAGGCUGCUGGCAGGAGGCGGGGGCGGGGGGGGGGGGGGG